AUGAAAACUAUUUCCCGAGAGGUGGAGGGCCUGUCGAAAAUCAUCCACAGAGACCUCAAACCCGACAAUAUAUUAAUCGCCAAAAAUGUAAGCAACGGUAGAUUUUUGAAGUUAUGUGACUUCGGUUUGGCUACAGUUCACGACAAAUAUAUUCACAAUAAUACACAAUAUAAACACACCAAAGAGGUCGGGGAUGUCCACUAUAUGGCACCAGAAGUAAUUCAGGGCCGCAAAUAUGAUCACAAGUCCGAUAUCUAUAGCCUGGCACUUAUUGGCGGUGAAAUAUUUGACGUGGAUGUUUCAUGCAUAGAUACGAGCAAUACACAGCUCAUUAAACAAUGUAAUCUGGGGUAUACCUAUAAAAAGACCCUGCACGCUAUGGUUAUCGUUAGUUGCGUGACCGCACAUGAGUCCCAUGGCGAGGGAGGAGGACAGGGAGGACAUGGAGGUAAAGGGCAUAGUAGUCAAGGCAAAGGUGGCCAUAAGCACCGGGAGGGUGGCAAGUCCAGAAAUAGCAAUAGCCAGCAAGUCGAAAGUACAACAAUGGUUCCCGAGACCCCUACCGGUACCGGUCCGGCAUGUAAUACAACAAAGCAGCCUAAAGAACACCUACAGGAUCGACAUGGAAAAGCACGCCACCAUGCUAACACAACCAGUACAACACCUAGCAGUGGCCAAUGAUCUGGUUCAAUUAAAAACAUUAUCCUUAUAUGAUAUGAAUUUUAAAAAUUUUAAUACAAUUUGUUGACAUUAAAUAAAUAUUAAAAUUAGCAUGUAGUUUAUUUAUUAAAAUUACAAAUUAAU
Molecule: messenger RNA, 804 nt
Organism: Oppiella nova
Lineage: Eukaryota; Metazoa; Arthropoda; Arachnida; Sarcoptiformes; Oppiidae
Source: the annotation of a GenBank genome assembly